AUGACUACGGCUCAAAUCGAGCGUGUCAAUAGGUCUUGGUCAGAGCUUUGCCAUUCGGUCAAUCAGGUUCUUCAGGCUGGCAAUGGCGACCUCCACCGAAUUCAGCUGCAACUCAACGAGGUUGCCUAUUGGGAACAGUAUUGGACAGAGGCCCAAGUCUACUUCUCAGAUGACUAUGUUGCGAUCAUCAAUGCUGGACUUCUCGCGAUGAGGACUUCAUUAACUUCAGAAUUGUUCAUCUCCAAGGAUCCUCCGAAGCACGCUCCCCUCCUCCAGCCACGAUCCAAGGUAUACACGGGACGGAGAGGACGUCCACCUGCCGAUAUAAAUCCUACCAUUUUGGGGGUGCUCAUGGAGAGCCAUCGCUCCCCCCCUCGCAUCACUGAUCUCUUUGACGUUUGCCCCCACACUGUCAGCCGUCAUCAGGAAAGCAAUGGCCUCUGA
Desarmillaria tabescens is the source of this 444-nucleotide messenger RNA. RefSeq lists its product as uncharacterized. Bases 1 to 444 code for a protein of 147 amino acids. NCBI's taxonomy places the organism in Eukaryota, Fungi, Basidiomycota, Agaricomycetes, Agaricales, Physalacriaceae. The record is from RefSeq and is a predicted model, not a curated record. The transcript is spliced from 2 exons.